Messenger RNA from Orbicella faveolata, 3623 nucleotides. RefSeq names its product coiled-coil domain-containing protein 170-like. The record is from RefSeq and is a predicted model, not a curated record. Lineage: Eukaryota; Metazoa; Cnidaria; Anthozoa; Scleractinia; Merulinidae.
UGUAUAAAUUCCCAAUUCACUUCAGUCUGUAAUAUUUUUUUUAGUGUAGAGAAAAACUGAGCUUUUAAAGCAUUCUUGUGAUACAAUGAACACCACACUGUUGUUGAACUCUGAACGAACUAUACGAUAACUCCGAAAAAGAAAAACGCAGUCCUUCCCUACCCCUCCUCGGGUGAGUGUUCUCGAAGCGAGGCCUGUCUGGAUAAAGCGUCCCUAGAUGUUGCUACGCAACUCAGUACCAAGGACCUAAAUAUUACGCCCGCCAUUUUGGAAACCUUAUUUAUGAACUUGAGUGAGUAAAAAAGACGUGUAUUUUUUUUCUAGCAUACCGUAGGAUGUGAUGGCAUCUUUACACUCUGACAGAUCAGAUCAUUUUCCUAAAAUUCCAAAGCAAAGACUUGUAGAGGCAAAACCUGGUGCUCAGUUGACUUACCUCGAGGAUUCUGGAGUCGAUGUGCGCGAGCUAUGGAGAGAUCAUGGCAAUGAAAGACAGUUGUACAGAAAUUCUCCUCCUAUGAUUAUUGGACAGAGAAAAUCUGGUAGUCAGAAUAGUUCACGAACAAAUUCACCAGUACAGAGGCGACAUGAGGCUGAACCAGGUACCCUUGCCUGUCGCAGUCCUUCUAUUUCCUUGGAACUUGGCUCAUCUUUAGAUGAAAGUCAGCUGUUACGAGAUAAGAUCUCCAGACUUCAGCAGGAGAGAGAGCACCUUAGUUCACAGUUAUCACACUACAGACAAGCUGCAGAAACUGCACAAACAGACCUCGCAGCUGAAAAAGUGGUGUCAUCUGGAUUACAACAUGAGUUACGAGAUGCUCAGCAUAGAAUAUCAGAAAAAGAACAGCAAAUUAUUGAAUUCAAGUGUGAAAUUGAAAGCAACAAACAAAAUUCAGCACGGCAGACAGCCUUGGUACAGUCACUCCGUGACAGAAUACGAGAGGCAGAAGAUGAGGCUGUUGAAAAAGACAACUUUGCCAAUCGCAGUGAUGUCACCAUAUCAUCAUUACGUAAAGAGCUGCAAACCCAGCAAGAUCGGCUACAACAAGUGGAAUCAUCCCUUAAACAUCAUAUUACAGCUGAGGAAGAAGCUGCUGGUAGAGCUGCAAAAUGGGAGAGCAAGUACAGUGAAAUGAGAACGCAGUUGACGCAAGCUUUGCAAUUGGAUGCCUCAGAGGCAAUGUCUGUUUCUGUUCAUUCACUCCUUGGCAGGAUUGCAGAAAUUGUCAGAGAAAGGAAUAGCUUACAAGAAAAAGCUAAUGCACUGUCUCGUAACUUACAUGAAAGUAACUUGGAGUCUAAAGCAAGCAGAGAAACUAUAAUGAGGUUGGUUUCAGAGGUUGGACAAGAGAAGAAAUCUUCAAGUCAAAGCCAAGAAACAGUCAACAGCUUGACCAGAGAGCGAGACAUGCUACAGCAGAAAAUUCGGGAAAUGGAAAUAGAAGUUGACCGAAUGAAGCACCAGCUCUCAGCCAGUCAAGAUGCCUGGGGUGUAACCAAGAAACAACUUGAUGAAAAAGAAAACAAACUUCAAGAAAUGGAACAAACACUACACACCAGUGAAUAUACUGGCCAAUCAGCCCAAUCAAAGCUGCACAACUUCAAACGCCACCUGGCACAGUUGAUUGGAGAUUUAGAUGAUUCUAUCGCAGCUGAGGAAGAUGCUAUCAUUUCCAAACUAAAGAAGAUAGUCAGAGACUACAGAGAUGUGAAAUCGAGAGAGGAAUCAUUAAGGGUUCAGUUUAAGAACCUAUCUGAGGAGCUAGAUAGUCAAAGGAACCUUCACCGUACCACUCUGAAACGAGCCAGUGAGGCAGAGACCCAACUGAAAGAGAACCAAGAUCGUGUGACGGGCCUUGAAGGAGAACUUCUAACCUCUGAUGUAGAGAGAGACCAGCUGAAAGAUGACAAGAGGAAGUUUGUUACGUUCUGUGAGAAGUUGGCUCGUGUCAUGAAACUCGAUGAAAUCGCUGAUGAUGUUGGCUUAGAUGUUAAUGGCGAGGCUUUGUUAGCCAGAGGAGAACAGCUUGUCAAGCUUGAGGCUGAUGCAUUAGAUGACAGAAAGACGACCAUUUACAACCUUCAAAGACGUCUCAAAUGGUCUAAACAACAGCUGGAGAGCAAAGAUUUACACCUGGGAUUACUUAAAAAGAAAGUAACAGAACUUGAGGAUCUAUUACGAGACAAAGGACGAGUUGAAGUCGAGAGAGAUGAGAACUCGAUCAGAUACAAGAAACUCGUCAAGCAAAACGAUAAACUUCAGCGAGAACUUCUCGAUUAUAAGCAACAAGUAACGGGUCUGAAGGCUAAAUUACUAGAGGCUAGCGAACUUAGGGUGAGAACGUUAGAGCAAGGAAAGACAAUCGAAGAACUGGAGAACGCGGUGAAUAAAUUGGCAAAGAGUAAGCAUAAGACAUCAGCUGAACUGCACGACUUAAAGAACGAGCUGGAAAUGACAGAGAACGAGGCUAAAGCAAAGAAAGCGCGCUCGUCCCAAACAGUGCAGCAACUAAACAGUGAACUACAAACUACUAAACAAGCGCUGGAAGAGAGUAGAGUAAGAGAAAAACAGUUGCUGGACUUCCGUCAAGUCUUAGCUCGGCUUCUUGGUCUCGACAUCAACACACUUUCUGUCCCAGACUACGAAAUCAUCUCACGGCUGGAGCGUCUCGUCCAAGCGCACCACGCGCACUCGAUCACCACACAUAGCCUGGAGGCUAGUCUCCAGGACAUGGAGAGCGGCUUUCGCUCGGGUUACGACGAUGCUGUCGCUAUUCUUAGAACACCAUCGCCUGUUAAAGCUUCGUAACACGAGCUUUGAACUCGUGUUAAAUAUGUACAUAGCAGUUACCCAUAGAAAAUACUUAAGACCAACAUAUUAAGACUGAGUGUUGCAUGAAACAUGCUUCAAACGUAGGUAUCUAGGCUUGCGUGACUCUACUGUAGCGGGACUCUCGUAGAUGGCUGGCAACUAGAAAACCCUUACGUAAUUUCUUAGCAUUUUUAGCCGUCCAUUGCAAAAGUUUCGUGUCGCUGUCUAAAAAAAACGAUGAACGCUUCAAAACAGCCAGAUCAGUUGUUUCAUAUUGUAUAAACGAAAAGAAUCAUUGUACUGUGAAGAAGGGAUUUUUUUUGGCUUUGGCUAUGGGGAUGGUACGUUGACAAACGCCUACUUUAUAGCAAGAGAUCUAGUCUCUUGUUUGUGGUGAGGUUUGCUAAAAAUUUGAGGGGAAAAAUGUUGCGGUAACCUUGAUAAUAAGAGCACAACUAGAUUAGUCAGUAUUCUGUACUUUUAACGCCAACAUUCGGUUACCGGCUGAUCGUCAGCAACUAUUAGCCAACCGCUGAAUGGUAUGCCUGUAGACUCUAGUUACGAGAGUUGAAGUCACGUGACAUCGCGGCCAUGGGGUAAACAAGAAGAGAAAGAUGAUUAAAACGUAGAAUCACUUGUAAAAUAGUGAAAUAUAGUAUAGCUAUUUGGGCACAACAUAUUUAUAAUUAAAAAUAUAGGUAAGUUUAUUGAGGUAAAGAAUUGUACUCAAAUGAAGCUUUAUAUCAAUACUGAUUCCCUAGUUUACGUCAAUCUCACUUUCUUAAAACUUACAUUAAACCUCAACUGGUGUUUA